AUGACCAGCCCUCUGGCUUCAGGAGAGGACCCAGCCCUCUGGCUUCAGGAGAGGACCCAGUCCUCGUGGCAUCAGGAGGGACCCAGUCCUCUGGAUUCAGGAGAGGACCCAGCCCUCUGGCAUCAGGAGAGGACCCAGUCCUCUGGCUUCAGGAGAGGACCAGCCUCUGGCUUCAGGGAGGACCACUCUCUGGCUUCAGGAGAGGACCCAGCCCUCUCUCUCAGGAGAGGACCCAGCCCUCUGGCUCAAGGAGGAGGACCCAGCCCUCUGGCUCUCAGGAGAGGACCCAGCCUCUGGCUUCAGCAGAGGACCCACCCUCUGGCUUCAGGAGAGGACCCAGCCUCCUCUGGCUUCAGGAGAGGACCCGCCCUGGCUUCAGGCAGAGGACCACCUCUGGCUUCCAGGAGAGGACCCCAGCCCUCUGCUUCAGGAGAGGACCCAGCCCUCUGGCUUCAGGAGAGGACCCAGCCCUCUGGCUUCAGGAGAGACCCAGCCCUCUGCUUCAGAGAGACCCAGCCUCUGGCUUCAGGAGAGGACCCAGCCCUCUGCUUCAGAGAGGACCCAGCCCUCUGCUUCAGGAGAGGACCCAGCCCUCUGGCUUCAGGAGAGGACCCAGAGAGGACCCAGCCUCUGGCUUCAGGAGAGACCCAGUCCUCUGGCUUCAAGGAAGGACCCAGCCUCUGGCUUCAGGAGAGGACCCAGCCUCUGGCUUCAGGAGAGGACCCGCCCUCUGGCUUCGGAGAGGACCACCUCUGGCUUCAGAGAGGACCCACCCUCUGGCUUCAGAGAGACCCACCCUCUCUCCAGAGAGGACCCAGCCCUCUGGCUUCAGGAAGACCCAGCCCCUCUCUGCUCCAGGAGAGGACCCAGCCCUCUGGCUUCAGGAGAGGACCAGCCUCUUCCAGGAGAGGACCCAGCCCUCUGGCUUCAGGAGAGGACCCAGAGAGGACCCAGCCCUCUGGCAUCAGAGAGGACCCAGCCCUCUGCCUCAGGAGAGGCCCAGCCCUCUGGCUUCAGCAGAGGACCCAACCCUCUGGCUUCAGGAGAGGACCCAGCCCUCUGGCCUCAGGAGAGGACCCAGCCUCUGGCUUCAGCAGAGGACCCAACCCUCUGGCUUCAGGAGAGACCAGCCCUCUGCCUCAGGAGAGGACCCAGCCUCUGGCUUCAGCAGAGGAACCCUCUGGCUUCAGGAGAGGCCCCAGCCCUCUCUCUCCAGGAGAGGACCCAUCCUCUGGCUUCAGGAGAGGACCCAACCCUCUGGCUUCAGGAGAGACCCAGCCCUCUGGCUUCAGCAGAGGACCCAACCCUCUGGCUUCAGGAGAGGACCCAGCCCUCUGGCUCAUGAACGCACACAGUCAGCUCCAGAAUGGCUACAUCUUCCCUCUACCCUCACCGACCACCUCUACUGCGCCAUCUGUACAGAGAUCUUCACUGACCCUGUGUCUCUCAGCUGCCAGAACACCUUCUGUAAGAGAUGUCUUGAAAAGAGCCUGGAGGCUGGACUUCAACCCCGCUGCCCUGAGUGUAGGGUCCGAUCACGGACAGAAACUUCCAGAUCAACAGACCGGUUAG
Molecule: messenger RNA, 1572 nt
Organism: Salvelinus sp. IW2-2015
Lineage: Eukaryota; Metazoa; Chordata; Actinopteri; Salmoniformes; Salmonidae
Source: RefSeq, a predicted model, not a curated record